Messenger RNA from Pecten maximus, 2873 nucleotides. Its product is annotated as tripartite motif-containing protein 59-like. The transcript has 2 exons. The record is from RefSeq and is a predicted model, not a curated record. Lineage: Eukaryota; Metazoa; Mollusca; Bivalvia; Pectinida; Pectinidae. Gene Ontology annotation, molecular function: zinc ion binding. The coding region runs from base 153 to 1136 and encodes 327 amino acids.
AACACAAAACACAUGUAAACAUACUCUAAUGGAAAUCUAAAAAUAGGAACAGCUCACCGGUAAGUGAACUACUGGGAAUUCCAGUGUUUAAAAUAAACCAGUAAAGAAGUAGGUGACUGAAGAACACAGACAGUGAUUCAUCCGGUGACUCCAUGGAAAUGCCUUCCUCGGACCUCCGAGAUAUUGUCUCCUGUCCAAUUUGCUACGAGGACUUUGAUGAACCGAAGUCUCUGCCGUGCCUCCAUACAUUUUGCAAAGAAUGUCUACAACAGCUUAUUACCAAGACUAUGGAGCCAGAUGUGAAGAAGUAUUUCUUUUGUCCAUCGUGUAGAAUGAAGGUCUAUGGUCCGAAGGGUGUACCACUUGAACAAUGGGCAGAUACUUACCCAUCGAACCACAUGAUCAGAACAUUACAAGACAACAUCAAAAUGGAGGAUUCUGACAGCAUAUGUUCUGUGCACAAGGGGAAGGAACUUGAAUUUUUCUGCACUGACCACGAACGCACGAUCUGUUCCAUGUGUGCUGUAAUCGAACACAGACAGUGUAAGGAUGUCAACACUGUUGACUCUGCAGCUGCCAAAACCAAAGAGAAGAAUUUUGAACUGGACGGAAAACUUCAUAUGCUUAACAAAUGGAUGGACAAAAGGAAAAGCCAACGACAGCAAAUUCAAACGCAACUGCGUGAUGUUGAAACAAGUGUGCGGGCUUGGCGGAAGAAAAUUAAUGAUGAAUUGGACCAAUGGGAAUAUAACCUAACGGAGCACGUGCAGACUAUUGCAGCUACUGAGAUCAGUCAAUUGGAGCAGGAUAUUCGACAGGGCGAGCAGAUCAUGCACAACCUCAAAAAUGUUCAAACCGACAUCUUUGGAGUCGAUCUUAGCAGUCGGGGGAUUCUAGAAUCAAGAUCCAGUAUUGCAACAGUUCUUCACGCGGCUACAGAUGUGGUCAAAUCUGCAGGAUCUGGCAAUACGCAUUUGCUGUUUCGUUUUCACCCUGAUGAAUCGAUAAAACAAUCUCUUUCACGCAUUGGCGACAUUGAAGUCGUCCGACAGGGCAAAGACACCUCACUCAAUUCGUCAAAGCAACUUCACCGAGAAGGCUGUAGUAUCCGGAAGUCAGAGUCUGCGUCCAGGUAGACGUGAAAGGGUCAACACUGUGGACACAGCAGACGUCUCCCGGAGUUUAAAACACUCAACGUUAAAUCCAUAUGCAAAGCAAUUCCUAUCAAGCGGGAAAUUCGAUGUCCGCACAUCCCGUGAUAAGGACGACUGCUUGAUCACUGGUAGCACAUUUUUACCGGAUGGGAAUCUUGCUAUAACUGACCAAAGCAAUGGCAAGAUUAAGAUUUUUGACAAACGCUUUAAUCUUCUGUCAGAAAUGGGCUUCAGUUCCGAUCCUUGGGAUGUCUGUUCGGCUGGUGAUGACAUUAUAGCUGUGAGUUUCCCGGACGAAAAUCUUGUACAAUUCUUCAGAGUCCAGAACGGAAAAAUCAAUAGCUCCGAAGGAAAUGUCAAAACUCCAGGCCGUUGCUAUGGGAUUGACAUUCGGGGACAACGAUUGGCUUUCACUUGCAGAAGUAGGCAUGGCAGCUCUGUCCAUGUUGUUGAUCGAGCAGACGGCCAGACUUUAGGGAACAUGGAUUAAAAAGAAGAAUCCUGCUUCAACAGGCGGAAUGUGGUAUCUCACAUUCGACGAUGGUGGGGACAUUUUGUAUGUGACAGACGACGAUGAAAACAGGCUCGUCACUCUCGCUGUUGAUGGUAGUCACGGUUCUUCACUGAAGUUGCUCAGUACCCAAGAAUGUGACUGUGAUUGCCCUCGUGGUGUUGCCACAUCCGGUCCAAACCUUGUGCUGACCAGUCCACAGUAUACGUUUGACCUGCGUAUUUAUCCCCAGCCUGGGACAAGGUCGAAUAUCAUCAAGGCAAGUGGGGAGGUUGUCAGCAUAGAUAGUAACACAAAUCGAAUGUUCAUCUCCCUACCAUCAAAGGGGCCAAACGCGAACAUCAAUAUGGGUCAUGUUCGUCCUUUCUCCUGUUAGAACUCGAUUCGUCUAUUGUAUAUUGGAUGAAUCAGUAUGGAUAUGCAUGGAACAUUUGUAGCUUGUUGUGUAUCGGAUUUAGGAUACAUCGUAACAUUCAAUGAAUACUAAGUUUCAAUAUUUUCACAUUUUAAUCGGUAUCGCUUAGAAGGGAUGCGACACCUCGACAGCACUUUAAAAAAAAUCAAAAAAAAAAUCCUCAUUAUAAAGAACACUCCUAGCUUGUUCGGCUAUAUUGAUAUAUGUUUUGUUACGAGGUGUGUAGAUUGAUUAUUAUCAUGAUUUGUCGUUUUGAUAAAUGUUAUAUGUCAUGAAAUAUAAUUCCAUUCAUGUCCAUGCUUUUCAGCUGUUGUAAAUGAUUGUGUUACAUUGUGAAAAGCAUAAGAUAUAUAAGAAACGUUUUGAUGAUUUAUGUUCUGUAUAUUGUAUGUAACAUUUCCAGCAAUAUUAGUUAUAUAGAUAGCGACCAGGCAUAAAAUUAUCUUAAUAAACAAAGAACACAUUUCUUUGGUAGAUCAAUGUCUGUGCUAUUCUGUUGCCGACGCUAGACAAUCGUUUUUACUUGUUGAACAUUAUGUAAUGUUACAGUGUUAUGUUGAUAUUAUCUAUCCGUACAGAAUCCAUGACAACCAUAUCUGUCCUCGAACAUAAUGAUUGGUUUUAUUUUUAGCGACAACCUUCUCUUAAGAGCAGAGAGAAUAAUUGUACAAGCAUGUUUUUAGGAGUAAUUACUGUUAGCAGUCUGUGUUAUCGUACAUUAUGUUUUCUAUUAACCUUUUAUUAUGUUUAUCUCUCAAACUUUGAAAUAAAAACAUCCACCCUUCUGUCAAAA